ACAUACUUGUCUCAAAAUAAAUUUUCUAACUUUCUCUUCGUUCCAUAUUCGUUGUUCAUCCUUUUCUUUACAAAGUGACUUUUUAAUUUAUAAUCUUUUAUAAAAGAUGUAAGGGUAUUUUAGUCAUUUAAAUAAAAGAACAACUUAUCAACACUUUUCUGCCAAACACAUCAACUGUUUAUUAUCAAUUUCAGGACAGUUUCAGCACGUCUAUCCAAACACGUAAAUGUUUAAUUAAAAAAUCAUUUUCAGCACUUAAAAAUACUUUUCAGCACUUUAAGUUUAUCAGCAAUUUACAAUUAGCUAAUCCAAACGGGCUCCUAAUCCCACCAUUUUAGUGUAAAAGUUAUCCUGGGAUUAGUUAUUACCCCAAACCAAACAUGGGAUAAAGUUAAUCCCAAAUUUUUCUCCAGAAUUAUUAUCCUUAUGUCAUGUAGCAAACUAACUCUUAGGGUGUUUUGUUGAAGAGACUUUCCACUUUGGUACUUUCUUUAGUAAUUCUUACUUUUCACUUUAACUUUUUUACCACAUAUGUAACAAAUGAAAGAGUGCAGAUAAAGAAAAGCAGGGAGCUAAGAAAAGUAGGAAGCUUUCUGUCAGUGUCAUGUAAUAGUUUCUAGUGUUAUAUGUUUUAUUAAGGCCUUGCCUCUUCUUACUAUUUUCUUUAUUAUAUCAGAGAAUUUUUUAUUUUUUCUUGGUCGGAUAAUCUAUAAAGGAACUGUCCCUUUUAGGACAUUUGAUAAAAUUGGAACGUUACAGUGAAGAUUAGCAUGACCUGCGCAAGAAUGACAUGCACAAAUAGAGAAAUUGUCUCAAUUUUUACUUAUCUGAAAAAAUAAUAUAUAAAGGAAUUGGUAAUAUAGAGUGCAUUUCAAUAAGUGUGCAUAUUUUUUGGUUUUUUGUUUGUAGACUUCUAUACUAAUGCUCUAUUUCUAAUGCUUUGAAGCCAAGGACCACUAUCCAUCUGACAGUUAGCAUGUUAUCAUUAAGGAGAAGGGUCUGGUUUUAUUUUUUCACAAAGUUUUCUAUUGAUAAUGACAUCUGAGCCAAAUUUGAAAGCCAUAUAUCACAAGUUAAUAUCUGCCUUUAUUCCUUAAGGUCAAGGUUAUUAAUUUGAUCAAUUUUCUUUCAAGAAGAAAUGCAUAUCGAUAAUUGUUUUAAUUGUUUUGAUAAAAGAAUAGAAAUAUGAAUGUGUAGUUGCAGGGGACAGUGGAUCUUUGCUUUCAAGGGGAGAGAUGGAAGAUGGAGAAUGGACAAUGGUGCAGAAAAGUGGGAACCAAUUUGUGGUGAAUGGCCAACCUUUUUAUGUGAAUGGAUUCAAUACUUACUGGUUAAUGGUGUUUGCUGCUGAUCAGUCCACAAGGGGAAAAGUUACUGAGACGUUUCAGCAGGCGUCUGCUGUCGGUCUAUCAGUAUGCCGGACUUGGGCAUUUAAUGAUGGCCAAUGGCGAGCUCUUCAGAAAACUCCUUCUGUUUAUGACGAAGACGUUUUCAAGGCUCUGGAUUUUGUGGUGAGUGAAGCCAAGAAAUACAAGAUCAGACUGAUACUAUCACUAGUCAACAACUGGGAAGCGUAUGGCGGAAAAUCCCAGUAUGUAAAAUGGGGUAAAGCUGCUGGCCUGAAUUUAACUUCUGAUGAUGAUUUCUUUUCUCAUCCCAUACUCAAAAGCUACUACAAGGCUCAUGUGAAGGCUGUGCUCAAUAGAGUGAAUACCUUUACCAACAUAACAUACAAAGACGAUCCUACUAUUUUCGGUUGGGAACUGAUGAACGAACCACGUUGUGAAUCAGAUCCUUCUGGGGAUAAACUGCAGGCUUGGAUAGAAGAAAUGGCAGUUUAUGUGAAGAGCAUUGAUCCGAAGCAUUUAGUGGAGAUCGGACUCGAAGGUUUCUAUGGUCUCUCAACUCCUAACCGGGCUCAGGUCAACCCAAAUUCCUAUGCUCAACAAGUUGGAACUGACUUCAUUAGAAAUCAUCAGGUUCUUGGGGUUGAUUUCGCUUCAGUUCACAUAUAUCCAGACUCUUGGAUUUCAAAAUCGAUUUCUGAUGCUCAUGUCGAAUUCACCAAGUCAUGGAUGCAAUCACACAUUGAUGACGCGGAGAACUAUCUCAACAUGCCAGUUAUAUUUGCAGAGUUUGGUGUUUCCGCGAAAGACCCUGGCUACAAUUCGACUUACAGGGAUACACUAAUCGCUACAGUUUACAAAACAAUCUUGAAUUCGACUAAAAAAGGAGGAGCUGGAGGUGGAAGUCUUUUGUGGCAAGUAUUUCCAGAAGGAACAGAUUACAUGGAUGAUGGUUAUGCAAUAGUACUUUCAAAGUCACUCUCAACCUCGAACAUCGUCUCUCUUCAUUCUAAAAAGCUAAAUACCUUCAAUUCCUUCUGUUCUUGGAAAUGCCACUGGGGUUGCAGAAAGAAACAUGUCCUACUAGACGACUUCCAAUCUCGUGAUGAGCUUUAACAUGUUUGUGUAAGAAGAUAUGCCAUUUGAAUGAGAUGUUUGCACCAGCUGUAAAAGAUUACUACAUAUAUGCAUCUUAAUGUGGAACAUAAAUCAAGUUUGUCUUAUAAGAAACAACUAUAAGCCAGAUUGUGUGAAUAAGGAAUUUGUAAAGUUCAUAGCUGCAUUUGUUGCUGAUUUACGUUGUCGUUAUACAAAAGCUAUCGCCAUG
Messenger RNA from Nicotiana tabacum (common tobacco), 2673 nucleotides. Its product is annotated as mannan endo-1,4-beta-mannosidase 6-like. Gene Ontology annotation, biological process: polysaccharide catabolic process. Gene Ontology annotation, molecular function: mannan endo-1,4-beta-mannosidase activity. NCBI's taxonomy places the organism in Eukaryota, Viridiplantae, Streptophyta, Magnoliopsida, Solanales, Solanaceae. The record is from RefSeq and is a predicted model, not a curated record.